CAAGAGGGCAAACCAUCAAGUUCCACAAAUCGCCAAGUCACACACAAAACACAUCUGCUUCACUUCUAUCGCCGCCUCCUUCCUUCUUUCGCAUCUGACCCUCCUGCGUCUGGCAGCACGCGGGCGAGGCCGGCAAGCCAAGCUCGCCGCUGCUAGUCGUGGCGAAGCACCAAGAGGCCUCCGCCACCGUCGCAGCCUGCUCCGCGAGCGCGAACUCUGGGCGCAUCCAAUCAGCCGGCGGCACCGCAGUCCUGCACCAGCCUGCCCCCUGGGCAUGGCGGAUUGGCGGGGCUGAGCCUUGCAGAGGAGGAAAUCAACAGGUCAAGCUACUAUCUCCUACCGUCCUAUGUGGUGGUUGCGGAGCUUAACACACUAUCAUACAUUUUCAUCUAGGUCAAGCUACUGUCUUUGUACACUCAGCUGAAGAAUUUGGUUGUUAUUAAGAUGAAGUCUAAGACAAAUAGGAGCAUACAAAAGGUAGGGAGAGGUAUUCAUGUCGAAGGAGGAGGGCCAAACUGGGUUCUUGUUGCAGGGGGAGUUUUGCUUAGCGCACUGUCAGUCAGACUCGGGUGCAAGCUAAAGCAAAUAUUUGAUGCGAAGCAGCAAAACAAUACACCCAAAGCCAAAAGAAGGCCUGGGGCAUGUGAGCUUCACUCGAACCUCCACCGUUUUAGUGACCAAAGUGCCUGCUACUAUUGUAUUUCAGGGCUUGCAGAUGGUGGAGUUAAAGUCAAGCAAGCACCUACAAGUCCUAUACCAAAAUCAGUUGAACCCUCCCUUCCACUUGUAAAGAUACCUGGGCCAGAAUCAAGCAAAGAGAACAGUGGCGUCAUGUGGAUAUCAUCGCCUGAUCGGCUUGAAGAUCCUCGAAGACCAUUUCAGUACUCUAACAGUUCUGGCUCUCCCUGCGUUUCAGAAUCAGGAUCGGACAUCUAUAGCAAGAGAGAGGUCAUACAGAAGCUGAGGCAGCACCUCAAGAAACGUGAUGAGAUGAUAAUGGAGAUGCAAGCUCAGAUUGCUGAUCUUAACAUUCAGGUGACACAGUCCACCAAUCUGCAGUCUCAGCUGGAUUCUGCUAAUCGAGAUCUGUUUGAAUCUGAGCGAGAGAUUCAGCAUCUAAGGAAGAUCAUUGCAGAUCACUGUGUUGCAGAAGCGCUCUCUCAUGAGAAAUCUUUGCAAGCUGGACAUUGGCAGUCAGAUGCCACCAAUGGGCAUUCCAAUGGCUAUGCUGAUGGCAGUGUUGAUGAUCCUGGGUUGCAUUGUGUUGGUAUCGAGAAGAGGAAGGGAGAGAUAGAGAGGGUGGAGAUGCUCAAGAAAGAGGUUAUUGAACUGAAGGAAGUUAUCGAAGGAAAGGACUUUGUGCUUCAGAGCUACAAGGAACAGAAGGUGGAACUCUGCUCAAAGAUCAGGGAGUUGCAGGAAAAGCUCUCAGCACAAGUGCCAAACAUCUUGUAGGAUCCACGCAUAAUGUUUUUCUAGAAGAAUGAAUCUACGCAUAAUGUUGCUAUGAGCAGAAGGGGAAGUCCUGCUCCGACAAUUGCAGGAAAAGCUCUUGGCAAUUGGCACACAUGCCAAACACCAUGCUAGGAUAUUUGUGGAAUGCUUCUCUUUUCUUUUUAGAGGGGAACUUUGCAUAAUGUUAGGUUGAUUUAUUUCUUUCUUUUCUGUCAUAAUGUUAGGUUGAUUUGCUUUCUUCCUUUUCAGUAUGUGCCCUUGGUUAUUCGGGGUUUACAAGGGAUUCUUUUCUCAGUUGCCAGACCUAGGGUAGCUCAAUUGAACUUCAUACUCAAGUUGCUGUACAAGUUCUCGGUUUUCAGUCACAAAAAGUUGUAGUGUGCUUCAGCUUUCACUGCAGUUUGGUUUGGGGUGGUGGUCUUUGCAAUGUAUGGUCAUGGCAUUUCUACAGUGAGCUCUGCUAGAGCUAGACCCGUGUAUGGCAUUGCCCUUGUUUGUGAUAUGUAUUGGGGUGCGGGCAGUUGCAAAACAUUAUACAUGUGAUUGGGCUUUGGGUAACAUGCAGUUUUCGCAUUGUAC
Phragmites australis (common reed) is the source of this 2034-nucleotide messenger RNA. RefSeq lists its product as uncharacterized. The transcript has 4 exons. The record is from RefSeq and is a predicted model, not a curated record. The coding region runs from base 445 to 1455 and encodes 336 amino acids. Lineage: Eukaryota; Viridiplantae; Streptophyta; Magnoliopsida; Poales; Poaceae.